AUGGACUACACCCUCAGUGACAUGAUGCACGGUCGUCACAGCCGCGGCCAUCUGACGGAGGCCCAAACAAAGGCCAUAGCCUUUCUAACACUGCAUGCUCUGGUGGACCUUCAUGACAGGAUUGGCAUGGUGCACGCUGACCUCAGCCCCUCCAACAUUUUUUUGCGUGCUACGGGGGAAUUGAAGCUUGGUGAUUUAUCCAGUGCGAUACCUGUGGAUGCGGCGGUAGACUACUUUAGCGGCACCUUCUUGUACGCCGCCGUGGAGGUGUUGAAGGACCGGCAGUUGGCUUCAAACCCAAGCAGCGAUAUAUGGGCCCUCGGUGUGACGUUGCACGAAUGUGUAAGCGGCAGACACCCAUUUGCUGAGGCAUCUUGCGGGAAUUUUUGGGAAUUUUUGUCGCUCCUGGAGACUGCAAUGCGAGCUGGACGCCAACCUGUGCGUUUACCACGUAUUAGCCAAGGCUUUUACCACGUCCUAAGUGCCAUGCUUCGCUGGGAUCCCGCUCAGCGGCCCAGUGCUCGCUCGCUUCUGAAGCACAUGUGGUUUUCCCAAUACAAUGUCACUAGUGCCCAGCGGGAGUUAUGUAUCGUGUCCCCUUGA
Messenger RNA from Trypanosoma conorhini, 603 nucleotides. RefSeq names its product protein kinase. The record is from RefSeq and is a predicted model, not a curated record. Lineage: Eukaryota; Euglenozoa; Kinetoplastea; Trypanosomatida; Trypanosomatidae. Gene Ontology annotation, biological process: protein phosphorylation. The transcript has a single exon. Bases 1 to 603 code for a protein of 200 amino acids. Gene Ontology annotation, cellular component: cytoplasm. Gene Ontology annotation, molecular function: ATP binding; protein serine/threonine kinase activity.